This is a messenger RNA of Naegleria gruberi, 1020 nucleotides long. RefSeq lists its product as uncharacterized. The record is from RefSeq and is a predicted model, not a curated record. The transcript has 2 exons. NCBI's taxonomy places the organism in Eukaryota, Heterolobosea, Eutetramitea, Acrasida, Naegleriidae. The coding region runs from base 1 to 1020 and encodes 339 amino acids.
AUGUUUAUGACUUGUGUCGCAGAAGGAAAUCAAAUCAAAGCAAGCUAUUAUCAUACCCUUAUUAAUUUUUAUUUGGAUAACGAAAAAACCUUGAGAAAUAGAUUUUAUGCUAGUUUAGUCCAUCACAAGACUCUAGUUUCGGCCAGAUUUAUGAAAGAAUUGAAUAAUAUGGAAAAUCUGUUGGAUAACAUGUACCAACUGUUUUUCUACUCUGUAAAUAGAAAACUCGAUGAAUUCUUACUGCCAGGUACUUGGGACUACAUGAGAAAUACCAAAAUUACUCCUCAAAACUAUGUACUCUUCAAACAAGUUUCUCACUUUAUAUUCAAGGCCCUCAUGAAACACAAAUCAGAAGCUAUGAAAGCUCUAACUGACUGCCACAGCGAUGGAUACUUUAAACAUCAGAGAUUGUUUACAACAAUUUUAUCAGAAGGGUAUGCAUUUUUAUUCUUGAAACAGAUUCAAGAAGUGAGCUAUUCAAUGAUGGAAGAAAGUGCACUCAGAAUAACCUUAUUGACUGAAAAUGAAUUGUUUCCAUAUUGCUUAUUUGCAGUUCUUUCACCUGUUGUGGAAGCUUGUGCAUUUCACUUGAAUGUUUGUAAAAUGGUGGAAAAAGGAUUGAAACCUAGAAAAGCCAGCAUUCUUACUUCCUCAGGACAAACCAUCACAUUUGACAGUUUCUCAAUUCUGGAGAAGGACUUUAGAGCAAUCAGCUUGAUGAGUAAACGAUAUAGACGAGUUCAAAAUAUGCACAAGGAUCUCAUUGAUGAAAUGACACAAGUUCUCAAUAGAAAUAUUUCUCCACUCAGUUUACUGAAAGAUAAUUUAUCAAUCAUCAGUUCCUCUGGUACACCAAACGAUGACAUUCCAUUGCAAAAUGAUGAAGUACUAAUGAGUAUUCUGAAACAACUCACCCAAGAGGAAGAAAUGACUCCUAGCUCCUCACUAAAUGAAGUAACUGAAGAGGCACUAACUCCUUGGGAUGAAAUCUUUGCAGAGGUAAUUUCAGAUGUAAGAUAG